GAUUCUCUCGUCCCCUCCCCCUCCCUUCCCUUCCCCGGACAUGUCGUCCAUGGCGAGUCGGCGGGAACAGAGACGAACACACGGUCUGUCGCCGCGGUCACACCGUCCCUCCCCUGCUCCUGCCCCUACUGCUCACGUUGCUGCUGCUGCUACAUCGACUGGUGCUGCACUCGCUCCUCCUUCUGCUGCUGAUCCCAUGGCGGCGGCGGCGGCGGCUGCCCGGCGAUACGAGUCUAACAUGGCCAACCUCAUCGCUGCCAAUCAGUGCUUGUCCCCACCCGCAGCUCCGCUUACGGUCCCGUCUGUGGAUCAACUUCCGACGAGCUCGGUGGCGCACCAAGUUUCCUCUGCUGCCGACUUGUCGCCGCUGGCCUCUACUGUCGCUGACGACGAGAAGCCCGACGACGACGACGACGACGACUCCGGCUCGACGUGCUCGAUCUGCUUUGAGCCGUGGACCAACCAGGGCCGGCACCGAGUGACCGCGACCAAGUGCGGACAUUUGUUUGGUCGGGCGUGCAUCCGCAAGUGGCUCUCGUCGCACUCGUCGUGCCCCACGUGCAAGAAGCGAAUCCGUGCGACAGACCUGCGGUAUUUGUACGUCACCAACAUCUCUGUGGUGGACAAUGCCGAGAAGGAGCGCGCGCUGCGGCUCAUCUCCAAGUGCCGGUCAGAGAACGAGAAGAUCAACCGCGAGCUCGGCAAGGUUCAGCUCGAGAACCGAAGCCUGGCAACCAAGCUCGAGGCGGCGCAGCGGGAGAUUGUGGCGCUGAAGGCUAUGAUUGCUGAGAGACGGCCAGGAGCACAUCCGCUUGCGGCGGCGGCAGGAACUGGUGGCCUUGCGCGCGCAUCGACAGCGGGACUGCUCUUUGAAGAGGUGCUCUCGCUCCCGCUCUCACUGGCGGCGCGGGUGAUGGACCUCUCGCCGGCCGGCGAUGUGCUGCUGGUAUCGUCCGCCAACGCGCGCGGGGCGGGCAAGGCGCACGGCUUUACGCGCAUCUCGCUGGUCAACUCGCGGUUUCAGCAGUAUGUGGGCGUGCAUGACAAGGCUGUGCGCGACGUGGGGCUCUCGCAGCACGACCAUGAUCUCGUGCUCUCGGUCGGGUUUGACGCGCGAGCAACGCUCACCUCGCUGUCGGCCAACAGCCCGGUGCUGUCGUGUGUCCUCGACGGUGGCGGAUGGUCCGCGGUGUGGCACCCGGAGCAAGGGCAGUACUUUGCGGUUGGCACCUCGUGCGGGACGGUGGCGCUGUUCGACACGCGUAAGACCAACGCGCCAACUCUGCAUCUUGCGCUCCCGUCACGUCAGCCUGUGCACUCGCUCGCGUUUUCGCAGGUCGGCGAUGACUUGGUUCUUCUCGCGGGCACGUGCUCGUCGGGCGUCUCGGCCAUCCCGCUCGGGGCGACCGGGUUUGGGACGGCAGUGACGAUCACACCGCCUUGCAUCACGACGGCAGUGGCGGCGGGAAGCGGGACGAGCAGCGUGCUACUCUCGUACCGUGCGUCGUCAUCGUCGGGCCCGCUUGCGGCACAUCACGAAGUGUACGGCCUCGAGCAAGCGACGCUCGCGUGGCAGUCGCAGACGACCCUCCCUGGUCCGGCGUCGGCGCGGGUGAUGGCACGGCCUUUGCUGCAGUGA
Molecule: messenger RNA, 1639 nt
Organism: Thecamonas trahens ATCC 50062
Lineage: Eukaryota; Apusomonadida; Apusomonadidae
Exons: 2
Coding region: 41-1639 (532 amino acids)
Biological process (GO): interstrand cross-link repair; protein ubiquitination
Cellular component (GO): nucleus
Molecular function (GO): protein binding; ubiquitin protein ligase activity
Source: RefSeq, a predicted model, not a curated record